UAGAAGCGCUCACAUGAAGACGCAUCGCGUGCAGGAGCAGCAGCAACAGCAACAGCAACACCAACAGCAACAACAAUCAGYCGCUGAAGCGUCCACCAGCAGCAAUAACACAGUUGCGUCUGCGCAAAGUCAACAGCUAAGCGCGAUUCAAAGUCACCAUCAACACCAGCAACAACAACAAUCGACGUUUGAGCAAAAAUCCUGAAUUUAGACCCCCUCAACCCA
Messenger RNA from Bactrocera latifrons, 225 nucleotides. Its product is annotated as protein URE2-like. The record is from RefSeq and is a predicted model, not a curated record. The transcript has a single exon. Lineage: Eukaryota; Metazoa; Arthropoda; Insecta; Diptera; Tephritidae. Bases 14 to 205 code for a protein of 63 amino acids.